AGCUCGAGUCCCAGCUUUGUGAGCGUUUCAAUAACUUGUUCAAACUCACCGUCACAGCUCUUUAACAGUGUGUGUGUGCGUCGUGUGGAACAGGCGAUGACAAGUUCAGGGUUGAACAAAUCACGUGUUCGGACAAGCUUUCUGAAUGACUCAGAGGUGUCUCAAAUGGAAAAAGAACACAAUUAUAUCAUUACCAACUGAACUCAGCGACGCGAACUUCACUUCGUUCUUAACAUCUGCACAGAGCUGCGUUUAAGCUGAAAUCCAGCCUGGACUAAAAGGAAGUUGACCAAUGGCACGCCCCAAGAAAGGAAGUAGCUGUGCAGUGCCCACGCAGUCCUCUCCAAAGAAGGGCUCUCCGGCACCAGCAACCAAACCAUGCAGCCCAGGAGCCUCGUCCUCCAGAGUCCAGAAAGAACCAAAGAGACCAGCCCCGAGACCGCGGACUUCCUCCACCGAGCCCCAGGGAGCACAGGCCAGCCGCACGCCAGCCAGAUCCAGGUCAGUCCCACCACAACCUGGGAGGCCACCAGUGAGUGACGUCAAGACGCCAGCCUCUGGUCCACCGCUGGGUAGAGCUGUGCAGGACAGAAGCAGAGCUGCCAGUGCUUCUCAGAAUCAAUCCAGCUAUGCCAGGAGAGCCACCACCAGAAGAUCUGAAUCAGAAUCGGAGGGGACAUCUAGAUACGCCAGGAACAGAACCGAUGAAACUAGGAGAGGGGGCGACGGUACAGCCCAGAGUAAACCUGCAAAGACCAGCACCAAGCAAACCUCCCCUCAAACAAGCAGAGCCCGCUCUCCCCCUGUGCCCCAGGGCGCCAUGGGCAAGAUCGACCAGGAGAAGUUGGCAGCCAUUGAGGUAGAAACCAGGGGCCAGCGGGAGAACCCAGAGUGGUUCAAGCAGCGCAGGAACCGCAUCACGGCCUCCGCCGCCCAUAAGAUUGCAAACUGCCGCUUUGUGAACGGGCGCAGCCAGGAGGUACCCCAGUCCUACCUGCGCUCUGUGGUGAGCUCGGGUUCCAGCGUCAAGACGGCAGCCAUGACCUGGGGCAUCGAGCACGAGCUGGCUGCCGCUCUCCGCUACCAGGAGCUGAAGUCCAGGGCGCUGGGGAGGAAGGUGCUUGUCCAGGACUGCGGCCUCUUCAUCCACCCUGACAAGCAUUGGCUGGCUGCCAGCCCCGACGGGGUUGUGGUCGAUGCUCACACUGGGGAGAUGCUGGGCUCCCUGGAGAUCAAGUGCCCUUUCAAGCACAGGGACAGCACCAUCAAGAAGGCCUGCGAGGACAAGACCUUCUGCCUGCAGCGAGAGCCGGGGGGCGCCUACAGCUUGAAGAGGAGCCACGCCUACUACACCCAGGUGCAGUGCCAGCUGGCCGUGUUGGGGCUCCGCAGGGCAGACUUCGUGGUCUACACCUCCAGAGACAUGGCCAUCACUCCGGUGGACUUCGACCCGGAGUUCUGGGACCGCACUGAAGACAAGCUGGAGAAGUUCUACACCAGCGCUGUUCAGCCUUUCCUGGCGCAACAGAACCCUGCUCUGUCCAGAGAGGAGUAGAUGCAAGGCUUCGCACAACGCAGCCAAACCAGGAGCUUCUGGAUAUCCCUGGAAAGCCACUAACACACACAAGCCAGGCGAUGCAGAUGCUGGGCCAGUCUAGAACACAUAGGAUGGGGCGGCGUGGGACUGCAGAAAGCAGGUUCCAAGAGUUAGUUAGCUUGCUGUGUCAGAAAGAUAGGGAAUAUUACUGCAUAGAGAUCCACUAAAGUCAUAUGAUAGCGUGAGCACUGCAAGACUGAAUGCAAAACCCUGAGCCAGCAAACCAGAGACUCUGCUUCCCUUAGAGCCACUCCAGUACAGCUUGACCUGGAAGAAACACCCCAUCUACAAGGCCAGCCUGAAUAUACAGUUGAGAAGGAAUUACUCAGGGGCAGACUUCAACCUUCCUUCCCCUGCCCCCCAUGAAGUUCUUUGCAUGCUUUCUGUAUUUCUGGGUGUGCAGUUUUGAUAAUCACACUACUAUACCAGUCAGUAGUGCUGUCAUUAAAGCUUCCAUUUACCGUGUAUACAACAGUACAGGGGCUUCCCUGGCCUUUAUAUCAUUGAAGUACAAAAAAGAUCUUUGUAAAAUAAAAAUAACGUUGUUUCAGCAACUCAGUCUUUGAGUGUCAUACACCACUACAUGUCACACAGAAAACAAGUUCUCAUCUAAGAUUUUAUGAAUUAAAAUAGAAUAGAUAAAAACAGAACCAUUAACUGCCAGGGGUACUCGAGCACCAGACAGCACUGCCCUUGAGAGAUUUCAGAGUGCUCUGUGAUGAGAGAAUUCAUCACGACGAGGCAGUGCCCAUACAGUGUGAUUGAUUUCAUUUCCUGGAGCUGUGCAUUGCACCAUCCUCAAAAUCCACUGCCAUGCCACCUUAACACAGCACUUUCCAAUCCAAGAGAGCGAAAUGACACCACCACCACUAAUAAUGAUAAUAAUAAUAAUAAUAAUAUACUAUGCAUGUUGAAAUGAGUACAAGUGUAGAACUUGCAAAGCUGUACCAUGCCUGCCUUUUUUGAAAAUAAAAUAAAAACUUAUUUCAUUAUAA
Molecule: messenger RNA, 2592 nt
Organism: Acipenser ruthenus (sterlet)
Lineage: Eukaryota; Metazoa; Chordata; Actinopteri; Acipenseriformes; Acipenseridae
Exons: 2
Coding region: 293-1555 (420 amino acids)
Source: RefSeq, a predicted model, not a curated record